UAUAAAUAUCAGGCAGUGGACACUCUGCUGUUUCACUCCAGAUGUAAGGAGAAGUGUAGAGUGUGUACUAAAUGCUUUGAGCAGGACAACGUUCCUGUUCUUAAACAGUUUACUCCUGUAUUCAGCAGACACAGUUCAAUAGUGCAUCAUCUGCCACAGGUGGUGUUGGAAGUACAAUUCCUGUGGUGCUCCAGCAUGAAGCUGUUGAUCAUCGCAGCUGCCUCUCUGGCAGUGGUGAGCUGUGCCAGCCUCUCACUGGAGGACCUGGAGUUCCAAGCAUGGAAACUCAAGUUUGAAAAAUCCUACAACUCCUUUGAGGAGGAGGUCCAACGUAAACUUGUCUGGCUCUCCACCCGCCGCAGGGUCCUGGCCCACAACAUCCUGGCUGACCAGGGCAUCAAGACCUACCGCAUGGGCAUGAACCAGUUCUCCGACAUGAACAACCAAGAAUACAAUCAGGCUAUCCUCUUGUCUCACUUCAAUCGCUCCAAUGCCAAUGCCAAUGCCAUUGCUAAUGCCCAAGCCUCAUCCCAGAAGCUGGCAUUUUCCCCCAGACAGCAAGGGAGCGAUGCUGAGCUGCCCGCCUCAGUGGACUGGAGGCAGAAGGGCUGUGUGAAUAGGGUGAAAGACCAGCACCAGUGUGGAUCCUGUUGGGCUUUUGGUGCAAUUGCUGUGUUAGAGUCCCACACCUGUAUUGAGCACGGCUACCUGCCCUCUCUGAGCGAGCAGCAGCUGCUGGACUGCUCCCGUGCCUAUGGGAACCACGGAUGCCACGGAGGUCGGGAGACCGCGGCCUACCAGUAUGUCAGAGAUAACGGCGGAAUAGACACGGACGAGGCCUACCCAUAUAAGGCAAAGGAUGCAAUCUGCCGCUUCAAACCGUCUGGAGUUGGCGCCCUCUGCUAUGGGCAUGUGGAACUGCCGUUUGGAGAUGAGGAGGCUCUAAAGGAGACGGUAGCGUUUGUGGGUCCUGUGGCUGUGGUUAUCGACGCCGGACAGUCCUCCUUCCAGCACUAUGUAUCUGGUGUCCACUAUGACCCUCACUGCAGCAAGACGAUAUCAAACCACGUUGUGCUAGUUGUGGGUUAUGGAACUGAGGACGGCCAAGACUACUGGCUGGUGAAGAACAGUUGGGGUGUCCAUUGGGGAGAUCAAGGCUACAUCAAGUUGUCCAGGAACCAGAACAACCAGUGUGGCGUCGCCUCGUUUGGAACUUACCCGCAAGUCUGAAGACGUACCGAUGGAUAAGAGAGGAUGAGGCUUUCAUCAAACAUUGCUUACAUCCUGCUCUGUUUCAGGCUGUCAUCAGCUUCAUGUGAUUUCUGAAGGGGGCAACAACACAAGGCCAAGAAUGGUGGUUUUGUUUUCAAGAAAAGGCAAGAAAAAUGGAAAGUGAAAUAACAUACGGCUUGAUAUUUUCUUUCAUCAUGUGUUUAAACUGUUUUAAAUAAUUAAGGAGAUGAAUUAGCAGAAAUAGAAUAAUUACCUGUGUAUGUUUUCUUACCUUAGAAUAAACCUUUUAAAUCUAGACGAGAGCAGGCAGUCUAUAGAGGUUGCCUUGUUACUAUAGCCCAGAAUGGACAAACCAGAACACUAGCUAUAGAGAAGGCCUUUAGCACUUGACAGCCAGCAUAUUUCAUACCAGCUGUGGUGGUAGUGUAGGGGUAGUGGUUGGCCCUUUCUCCUUUGUCCUAUUUCCUCGUUUUUAACCUUCUCUAGUUGCAGUUAGACAAGUGAGACAUCCUCGAUGACGUCAAGCAAAAAGAUGUUUGGGAUCCACCCCUGGCUUCCACCUUUGUGCCCCUUGAGCAAGGCACUUAACCCCGAGUUGCUCUAGGGACAAUGGCCCUUGUACAUUAAUAUAAUUGACAUAUGUAAGUCGCUUUGGAUAAAAUCGUCUGCCAAAUGAAUAAAUGUAAUGUGGUGAUAUCUGUACAUAUCAGCCUUAUAGAAUGUUCAUCUAAUCAGGGUGACAUGAUAUGUGUUUGAGUUUUGGUCUUUUUGCUUUCUUCAGGUUUUAAUAAUAUAGCCCUGAUCAAAUAAAGCCAUACAAUGAUA
Molecule: messenger RNA, 2058 nt
Organism: Alosa sapidissima (American shad)
Lineage: Eukaryota; Metazoa; Chordata; Actinopteri; Clupeiformes; Clupeidae
Product: procathepsin L-like
Exons: 8
Coding region: 196-1230 (344 amino acids)
Biological process (GO): immune response
Cellular component (GO): lysosome
Molecular function (GO): cysteine-type endopeptidase activity
Source: RefSeq, a predicted model, not a curated record